GGACGGUGCUCAGUAACGCGCGAACCCGCGUGUGUGCAUUACAUAGGACCGAAGUGUUGUUGUGUGUUUCCCCUGUAGGGGGGACUGGCGGUCGCGAUGACCGAUCAUGGACUCUGGUGGUUCAUGGUAUUAUGUAUAGGGACAACAACGAUACAUGGGCAAUUUCUCGGAAACUAUCGUGGGGCAAACAGGACGGGUCUGUACGGAAGGAGUAACGAUAGGAACAAUGCAAAUAGACAGCGAGUUGCGGGAGGGUCGUAUAGAAACGCAGACGGAGACUAUGAAACAUACUCCAGCGAAUACGGUAGCAGAGUGGAGUACAGACCAGAUGACAGAAACGUAGACUUAGACGAAGAUGAGGAUAAUGAAGAAAGUACUGACCUUUUUGGCGAAAACGUACCGCAAACGUCGACAAGCAGUAGUUAUGGGGUAGGAGGGUCGUACUCGGCCACGUCGUCCUAUGGAAUCUCCAGCGGAGGAGAGCCAAGAGGAAACGAGGCCCCCUCAUCAUCAGAAACCCGAUGGCCUAGUGCUUACAGAGGAUAUAGCAGGAGCGAAUCUUUUGCAAGCACUAGUAGAAGUUCUGCUGUAUCCGGAUCAGUAUCCGGAUCAAUAUCUGGAGGCGACACCAGAUAUGACACAUCCAGAAAUGUUGGCAGUAAUGUCUACACCGAAUCAAGAGGUUAUGAAAGUGCAGGAUCGGCCUCAGGACGGUAUGAUUAUUCAGGAAGAGGACAAUCCGAAUCUGCAAGUAGUUAUGGAGGAUACAAUACAGGCGGUUACAGAGGCUCCCAAAACUACGAUUCCAGUCGUUCUUCCUCUUACGGAGCGGCCGCUGUGUCGGGUGGUUAUGGUUCAUAUCCUAGCAGCCCCUACGAAAAUAGAAGACCGUACUCUAGCAGCUACGACAUUUUUGAAGCACCGGGUAGCUCUUUGGGCCCCAAAAACGGAAGCGAACGAUGUAUUCCUAAGUGCUUUGCAGAGAAAGGUGCUAGAGGUUUUCCUGGUAUUCCUGGUGUACCCGGUGAUAAAGGUAUCCGGGGAUUCCCCGGCGACGAAGGUAUAGCGGGAGAAAAGGGUGACCGUGGUGAAACAGGACCGGCUGGACCGCGAGGCCCUAAAGGUGACAGGGGAAAGACCGGCUUGCCAGGAUACCCAGGUGUUAACGGAGUCUCAGGAUUACCGGGUCCCGAAGGACCACCCGGUAUUCCGGGAUUGGAUGGAUGCAAUGGUACCGAUGGAAGUCCCGGUUUGCCAGGUAUAACUGGCGAGAUCGGACCUAGGGGUUUCCCAGGACCUUUUGGUCCGAAGGGAGACAAAGGUGAACCCGCUUACUGUCAAACCAACUUGAAAGGGCAGAAAGGUGAACCGGGUAGAAACGGAGUUAGAGGAAUUCAAGGCAAUCCUGGACCAGUAGGUCCACCGGGUCCAGUUGGUCCUGCAGGAUUUCCAGGAUCGGCGGGUGCUCGUGGUAUUCAAGGUUUGAAAGGACAAAAAGGUCAAAUGGGCAUCGGUUACAUCGGCGAGAAAGGACAGAAGGGUGAGAUAGGACCGCAGGGUGAAAAGGGAGACUCCGGAUCGGACAGAUUCGUUCAAAACGGAACCGUGCAGAUUGGACCCAGAGGUGAACGCGGUAUGAAGGGCGACAUCGGCAGGAUCGGAUUACCAGGUCCCAAGGGUGAACCAGGACCGGAUGGUGAUUUUGGCAUUCCCGGAUUGACCGGAAUCAAGGGAGAAAAAGGUUUACCAGGUUCCCCUGGACCUAGAGGACGUGAUGGAUACUCGGGACCGCCAGGACCAGUGGGCCUUAAAGGCGACAGAGGCAUGGAAGGCUUACCAGGCCUGAACGGAAGACCCGGCGUCAAAGGUGAACCCGGUAAGGACGGCCCUGCCGGCUUACCCGGCCUACGAGGUCCUCCAGGACCACCGGGAGGCGGCAAAGGAACACCCGGACCACCCGGACCGGCAGGACCCAGAGGAUAUCCCGGACCGCCGGGACCGAAGGGUACGGAUGGCUUCCCCGGCGAGCCCGGCGCAAGAGGACCGCAGGGACUAAUAGGCGGACCCGGCUCACCUGGAACACCUGGAUCAGAAGGUCCGCCAGGUGAGAAGGGCGAUAAAGGAGAAUCUGGUAUGGUUGGUUUCCCUGGUGGGGAGGGGCCGCGAGGGUACCAAGGUUUACCAGGACCACAAGGACCGCGUGGUUUUCCUGGAGAAAAAGGAUUAUCCAUAGUGGGACCCAAAGGACAAGACGGCUCGCCAGGUCGCGAUGGCUUGAAAGGGACCAAAGGUGAAAAAGGGUACCAAGGACCGCGCGGUACGCCCGGCGAUUCAAGGGACGGAAUACCAGGUGAAAUCGGUUUCCCAGGUCCACAGGGAGAAAAAGGUAACGCUGGACGGCCAGGCAUACCCGGAAGCCCGGGUAUCAACGGGAUGAAAGGGGACAAAGGUGGCACCUGCCAGAAUUGCCGCCCCGGUGAGAAAGGAGAUAAGGGUGAAAGAGGAUUCGAUGGUAGAGAUGGUGAGGUGGGACCCAGAGGACCACCUGGGUCACCUGGAAUUAUGGGCGCGCCAGGACUUGACGGCCCUAUGGGAAUACCUGGAGUUCCUGGAAAAGACGGUAAAGAUGGAAUGGACGGCCCUAUUGGACCCGAAGGUCCACCCGGCCGACCGGCCCAAAUACCCAUGAACAUGGUUAAAGGAGAAAAAGGCGAAAAGGGAGAGAGAGGAGAUCGAGGAUUCACCGGUCCCAAAGGAGAGAGAGGUUUCGUCGGACCUAAGGGCGACAUGGGACAACCCGGUUUCCCUGGAGAAAAAGGCGACAAAGGCCUAACAGGACGUCCCGGCAUAAACGGUCUACCAGGUAGAAACGGAGAACCCGGCCAUAAAGGUCUGAAAGGAGACAGCGUCAAAGGAGAAACAGGUUUACAAGGAUUCCCCGGCGAACAAGGAGACAAGGGAGACUCAGGUCCUCCCGGUAGACCCGGCGCUCCCGGCAGAUGCGCGGCAAGUGUCAUAGCUCAAAUGAAAGGCAAUGCCGGCGCACCCGGACAAAAGGGUGACCAAGGACCCAGUGGUUUUCCUGGAACUCCAGGCGAGAAAGGAGAACCUGGUCGUCCCGGUCCCAGAGGAACGAACGGUUUGCAAGGUCCGCCCGGCCCGAUUGGCCGAAGAGGACUACCGGGACCUAGAGGAGAUAAAGGAAACGUUGGACCCAUGGGAUUCCCAGGUGAGAACGGUCUAGACGGAGUAAAAGGCCUGCCGGGACUUCAAGGGCUUAGAGGUGACAAAGGAGAAGCGGGAAUCCCUCAAGUAGGACCACCCGGCAUUCCCGGUCCUGUAGGUGUAAAGGGGGAAAAAGGUUUACCCGGAUUCCCCGGUAAACCUGGACCGCGUGGAAAUGACGGACUAAACGGACUGCUAGGCGAGAAAGGUGACAUCGGAACUCCCGGCCUGAACGGUCUUCCAGGACCCGUCGGUCCCAAAGGAGAACCAGGACCGUUAGGUCCAUCGGGCGUACCCGGACUAACUGGACCAAAAGGAGAACCCGGUCCAAAAGGAGCUAUAGGAUUUUCUGGCGCAGCUGGAAAGCCGGGAUUACCAGGCUUCCCCGGAGCUAAGGGAGAUAAAGGAGAAACCGGACUACCCGGAUUACAGGGACUGAAAGGAACAAUAGGAAGACCAGGCGCUCCGGGUUAUCCUGGUAUGGACGGCCAGGACGGUCCUAAAGGUGAUAAAGGCGAUAAAGGAUAUCCCGGACCACCGGGUCCGCAAGGUUUAGUUGGCAUGCCUGGAGAACGAGGCUUCAGCGGUAGUAAGGGUGAUAGAGGACCAAUUGGCCCUCCCGGUUUACCUGGACCUCCUGGUUUAGAUGGAAUCAAAGGAAAUGACGGUACUCCAGGAUUAACUGGCAGAAAAGGUGAACCUGGUACAUUCGGUGAAAAGGGACAAAAGGGAGAAUAUGGACCGCGAGGUCCUGAGGGCUUGCCCGGUAAACCAGGACCGAUAGGCUUCAAGGGCGAUACUGGAUUGCCUGGAAUCGGUCUUCCUGGUCGUUCGGGAAUAAAGGGUGAUCGUGGACCACCUGGUGUUGAUGGCAGUCCUGGGACACCAGGAAGUAAAGGGGAUCGUGGUCAGGUAGGUCUAUCCGGAAGAAAAGGCGAUCGCGGAUUCCCAGGAAUUAACGGAGAACCCGGUCUGGAUGGAAAAGAUGGGAUGGUCGGUUUGAAAGGUGACAGAGGUUUUCCUGGCAUUCCUGGUCUGACCGGUCUAAAAGGCGACAAGGGACAACCUGGAAACAAUGGCUAUGAUGGACUUAAAGGUGAAAUCGGUCCUCAUGGACCUAUAGGUCCUGUAGGGUUCCCGGGUCUACCAGGAGAUAUAGGCGAAAGGGGACCACCGGGACCUUUUGUGCCUAUUAAAGGAGACAAAGGUGAAUCUGGACCAGCUGGUCUAAUAGGUCGGAUUGGUGACAAAGGCGAUAGAGGAUUCCCCGGAGCACCGGGCCCAGUGGGUGAGAAAGGCGACGUGGGAUUCCCUGGCGUUAAAGGAGAUCGCGGUUGGCCUGGACCAGAAGGAAGAAAAGGUGAGCAAGGUAUUUCGGGACUUCCCGGAGCCACCGGACUAACAGUAAAAGGAGAAAAAGGUUUACCCGGAUUGCCCGGAAAACAUGGAAGAGAAGGCGCUCCCGGCUUGCAAGGCGAAAAGGGUGACAUAGGUCUAUCCGGACUAUCAGGAAGACCGGGACCCCAAGGACCUCCAGGACCUUUAGGACCCCAAGGACUAAAGGGCGACAGAGGAUUUGACGGUGCACCGGGAACUGAAGGACCACCAGGCAGGCCGGGACCUCCCGGAUUAGAAGGUCUCUCAGGUGAAAAGGGUGAACGUGGACCACCAGGUUUAAUAGGUUCUCCCGGCGAAAAAGGCGACAGAGGUCUAAGUGGUUUACAAGGGCCCGUGGGACCUAAAGGUGAUAAGGGUGACAAAGGCCGUGAUGGAUUAAACGGAAUGCCAGGCCUACCAGGCCCGAGAGGCUUUAAAGGUGCUAUUGGACUUCAAGGAGAAUUUGGAGCAAUUGGUAUUUCUGGUGAGAAGGGUGAUAAAGGUAAUGCUGGGCGUCCAGGACUAGCAGGCAUUAAAGGAGAACGAGGUCAACCAGGUUUUAAAGGACUUCCUGGUGCUCUCGGUUUGCCUGGUGUAGAUGGCCGUCCUGGCCAAAAGGGCUUCCCUGGAGAUAAAGGAGACAGAGGUUAUCCUGGCAGUCCUGGAAUCCCUGGACUUGCAGGACCUAAAGGAGAACCUGGAAUAGACGGUAGAGCUGGUCUCGAUGGAAUAAGUGGGGACAGAGGUUCGAAGGGUGAACCUGGGAUACCAUGCGAGCACAUAUCAGAUUAUCUCACAGGAACAUUGUUAGUUCGGCACAGUCAGGCCAGUGAAGUUCCGCAGUGCGCACAAGGACACACCAAACUCUGGGAUGGAUAUUCGCUUCUCUACGUCUCUGGAAACGAGAAAGCACACAGUCAAGAUUUGGGAAUGGCCGGUUCUUGCGUGAGGAAAUUUUCGACGAUGCCGUUUGUGUUCUGCGACAUCGAUAACGUCUGCAACUACGCCAGUAGAAAUGACAAGUCGUAUUGGUUGUCAACAAAUGCGGCCAUUCCUAUGAUGCCAGUGGAGACGUACGCCAUCCAGGAAUAUAUUUCCCGAUGUGUCGUUUGCGAAGCUCCGGCUAAUGUUAUAGCUGUGCACAGUCAAAGUUCGUCACUGCCAGAAUGUCCUUACGCUUGGAGUACACUAUGGAUAGGGUACAGUUUUGUCAUGCACACUGGUGCCGGAGGCAACGGAGGCGGCCAGUCCCUCUCCAGCCCCGGAUCCUGUCUGGAAGACUUCCGCGCCUCGCCCUUCAUCGAGUGCAACGGCGCCCAAGGUCACUGCCACUACUUCUCCAACAUGCUCAGUUUCUGGAUGGCCACCAUCGAGUCCAGCCAGCAGUUCCAGAAACCCCAAAAGCAAACGCUUAAGGCUGGCAACAUUCGCGAAAGAAUCAGCAGAUGCAAAGUUUGUAUAAAGAACACGUAAAAUAUUCAGUCGUUUUAGGAUAACAUUUUUUUGUAAUAACGCGAACUAUAUAUCUUGGUUGUUCGUUUAUGGUUUCUCUCUUUCCAUAAACGAACCAUCGAUAGAAACCUGUGUUCAACCAAUGAGUGUUCCUUCUUUGAGGUACUUGAUCAUCUGCUGUGAUAACAAUACUUGUAACAGGAGAUCAAGUACUUUUGACCACGUGGGUGAAAAUCAAAUUGUAUAAAAAGCUUAUCUCCUAAUACUCUUGUGCCAUGACAAGUAAAUAUUUUGUAUAGUAACUUUAAUUGUAUGUAUGUAACUAAAUGUAGGUACUAUUUCUCUGGGUAAAUAAAAGUAUGCUUUUUUAUAUAUUAUGUACUGUUAGUUUGUUUUUUGUGAUGCUGAUUUUAUCCUUGAUGUCUUUUAUUAUAUAUAGCUUUAAAGAUUUUUAAAUUUCAAUUUGUUAGUAUCUUUCUCAUAAUGUUUUGGUGCUAUUUUAUUUUUUAAUAAUAUCGCAGUGAUUUUUCGUUGCUAAUUUCUCUUUAGAUUUUUAACAUUCCUAUUCGAUAUUCUUCGUUAUUUUAGUCUAGUCAAUGUAGAAAAAAAGGAAACAACACUUAUUCGCUUUGUUUUUAAUGUCAAAAGGAUCACUGCCUUCAUUUUAUUUCGUUAUAAUUUAAAAUGUCUAUUAAUAAGCACUGCCAUAUGUAAUAUUUAUGCGUAAUGUUAAGUAUGUAAUAAAUUUGUUUAUUCUUUACGAAAUACCUACUACAUUAGCUGUAUUACCUACCAAUGCUGUCCGUUUAAUAAAGUAACAGUUUAAAUUAUA
Sitophilus oryzae (rice weevil) is the source of this 6886-nucleotide messenger RNA. It is a transcript of the gene Col4a1, whose product is annotated as collagen alpha-2(IV) chain. The record is from RefSeq and is a predicted model, not a curated record. The transcript is spliced from 17 exons. The coding region runs from base 97 to 6075 and encodes 1992 amino acids. Lineage: Eukaryota; Metazoa; Arthropoda; Insecta; Coleoptera; Curculionidae. Gene Ontology annotation, cellular component: collagen trimer. Gene Ontology annotation, molecular function: extracellular matrix structural constituent.